Penicillium psychrosexuale is the source of this 1503-nucleotide messenger RNA. RefSeq lists its product as uncharacterized. The coding region runs from base 1 to 1503 and encodes 500 amino acids. The transcript has 3 exons. NCBI's taxonomy places the organism in Eukaryota, Fungi, Ascomycota, Eurotiomycetes, Eurotiales, Aspergillaceae. The record is from RefSeq and is a predicted model, not a curated record.
AUGUGGAUAAGCAUUAUCCCAAGCCCAGGUGGAUAUGCCAGUUCGACCGAUGCUUUUCCCGAAUACAAGGUCCCCGGUGGGAAUAUUGAAGCCGAGAAUGAACCCAGAGACGACUAUUGGGGAAGUGAAGCCGGGAGCGACAUAGUUGAGAAUUUGGGGGAUGAAGAAGACGAAGAAGAAGACGAAGAAGAAAAUGAAAAUUUGGAAAAUGAAUUUGACGACGAAAUUGAGAAUUCCGAAUAUGAACCGACCACGAAGUGGGCAGCUGGGCGGUUGAAAGAUACGCAGAAGGACGAACCGCCAAAAGACCAAGACAAACUCAGAAAAAUUGCUCGGUCUGAAGGCCUUCACCAUCUCGGCCUUAGGUGCCCAGGGUCGGGAAGGGUCAUUGAGGGAUUGGUGCUUGGUAUGCCGUGCCCAAAUAGCACGACAAUCACGUUCCAGACAGGUGUUUUUUACAGACAUCAUCGAGCAAAGCAUAUUGGGCUCAAGUGCAGAUGCGCACCCUGUAAUGGGCGGUUUGUGUUUAACGAGUUUUUGAGAUCGAAUUUUCUGGAGGCAGAUGAUAAGCAGACAUUAUGCUGCCACAAGAGUUGCUUCAAACUUACAUGGGAGGGCUCAAGAUUCUGCCAGAAACACUUUCUUGCCUGGACGCCAGAACUCCUCGUCUACGACGAAGCCGCAAUGAAGGAGCUUAGGAGUAUGUUCGAUGCAGUGGCUUCUCAGCAGUGGCGCCCCGAGACAGAGAUAAUGGCGAACCUCAUCAGGAGGAUGGAAUCCGACAGCGAAGCCGAUAUCCCUCCUUCCUAUUUGGUGAAUAUCGACCUGGAAUGCGGUUUCCGUUCCAAAGAGGUACUCGAAAUUGGCCUCGCUGAUAUCGAAGGGAAAGGUGUACUCAAUUGUACCACCAAAUACAGUGACGGGAUCAUCGCGCCUUCCUCGUCGAGCCCUGCACCGCUAACUCAUUCCCAAAUGUCGUAUGACAAGAAGGUCAGAAUGUAUAUUGCGUCGGAUGGCCGCCUUCGUGCAAAGCAGGUCGUUAAAAAACUCCAAGAAGUCGGUAUUUCCAACAAAACCUUUUUCCUGGCUUGGGCGUCGUGGCGCUUCGACCUAAUUUAUGUGAGACAAUGGCUGCAACAAGAAGGUCUUAGCGGCGUUCUCCCCGGGGAUGAGAAUGUCUGCUUGCUCUUCCAAGAGUUCCGCACCAACGUGAGGCGGGUGCUUGGUCGCACCUGCUUCAAAGGCAGGUCAUUUCCUCUCAAGUUACCUUUGUUGUUUGUGUUGCUCUUCGGAGAUACCCAUCCCCUCGCAGGGCGUAACCACCGUGCACUGGUGGACGCUCAGCAAUUAGCCUUGCUGGCGAGGUUGUUUAUCGAUCUUUGCAAGCCCCCCAGCAGGCGGGUUUACUGGCGGGCAUCGACAUUGAAGAUGCCAUUCCCUGGCAAGAGACAGCAAAAGCUGGACCUUUUCUUCCCACCGAGCAAAAGAAGAAAGCUCUCCUGA